This is a messenger RNA of Dufourea novaeangliae, 1419 nucleotides long. Its product is annotated as G protein pathway suppressor 2. Bases 170 to 1261 code for a protein of 363 amino acids. The transcript has 8 exons. The record is from RefSeq and is a predicted model, not a curated record. Gene Ontology annotation, molecular function: transcription coregulator activity. Lineage: Eukaryota; Metazoa; Arthropoda; Insecta; Hymenoptera; Halictidae. Gene Ontology annotation, cellular component: transcription regulator complex. Gene Ontology annotation, biological process: regulation of transcription by RNA polymerase II.
UGGCAGCAGUAGCAAGAAUUGUUUAUGGAUGUGUGUGUGCUCGUACGAUAAUGCAUUAGAUUAGAUGCAUACAAAAAGUGCAUACCUAUAUCUGGAAAUGUAGCGACGACUUGUUAUUGCAUUGUGACAGAUUCAUAUCGUAUUGAAAUUAAGAAAAAUUAAUUGAAAAAUGCCGGCGGUAAUUGUUGGCCCUCCUCAACGUAGCGAGCAGAUGUGGCAGGCGUUAAAAGCUCAUAUCACUAGAGAAAGGCAACGAAAGAAACAAGAGCAAGAAGCAGACGCGGAAGAGGAACGCUUGAGGAAGGAAAGGGAACGUCAGCAGAAACAAGAUGUAAUGACUUUAGGUGAGACUAGGGAGCAAAUAUCGAAUCUUGAGAACGAACUCUCACAAUUGAAAGAUGAGAAGCAUCAGUUGUUCUUACAAUUAAAGAAGGUUUUGAAUGAAGAUGAUAAUAGAAGAAGACAAUUAAUCAAAGAAACAAAUGUUUGUUCGGAAGUACUUACAGCAGUAGGAGGAUAUCCUGGAACAGGUCCUAGAGUGGUUCAUCCACAAAUAUUCCUCCCAUUACCACAAAGCAGUAGUCCUCUUUAUAAAGUUGCUGUUGGCACACCAACACAUACUUUGCUACCGAGUGGACCAUUAAAGAGAACUCAUAGUCCAUCACCACCACCACAAGCCUCUCCAUAUCAUACUGGUUAUGGAUAUAAACCACCACCUUCGAUUCCAAGUUACAAUCCCCCACCAUCCAAAUCUGAGGAAGCAGCUAGGAGAUCUGGCGAUUCCCGAGCUGUUCUCUGGAACAAAAACAAUCAAUACUCUGCCUCCAGUUUCUAUUCAGCUCCUACUGGUCAAAGCGUGUACAGUUAUUCGGCGGCUACCACGCAACCAUCUCGGGAACCUGAGCCAGCAAAGUCCGUGUACCUUUCAGGAAACAGAGGGACAUUGUCGACACAUCAAACGGCCUAUGUAACCGGCUUACAUUCGCUGGAUCAUAAAGGUGCAUACGCAGAAGAUAAAUUUUAUUUGAGACCGAGUAGCCAUGUUACCGUUCACGGUGGUGCUAUUCCCAUUCAACAACCACCGCAGGGUGCGAAAACUGGAGGUAUUACAUCAGGAUAUCCGGUCAGAGCACCACAACCACCACCUGCUCCGUACCCACCACCACCACCUGGAACUUACGUUAGUGCUUCUGGUGCUAACGUUCCUGGACGGUUGUUGUACACUCAACCUGGUGCAAGGUAUCUCCAGAGAGAAGUUUAGGACACUGAUUAUCACUUUCUUAACUUGAGGUAUCUCAAAAUAUUAUUUGGACAUUUAACGAUACCACAUAAAAAUUGUUUAUAUGUCGUUAACUGAUCGCAGUAUGCAAACAUUGUACAAAUACAAAAUCGAUAGAUGCGUAACUCUGAUAAGAGGUA